UGUAACUAUGACAACGAAAUAAUAAUGACGCUUUUGUAGUGGUGUUUUUGAUGUACAAAGUGUAAAACAGAAUUUGUGUCUGCGAGUAAAGGCCAGUAGUAAGGUCUGCCACUAACAUAUUAUCUGUUAAUGGAGCAGAGAAGUGUUUUUAAUAUUCGGAGGUUGGCCUGAGAUACUGUAAGCCUUUGAGACUUUUCGUAAAAUGGGACCCUCAUUAGAGGCCUGACAACGGUGUUUUAACGUCAAUAUGAGCGCUGCAGAAAUAGACGAGCAUAUCUCAAAGAGAUAUGACAUCAAAAGGAGGUUAGGAAAAGGCGCAUAUGGAAUAGUAUGGAAAGCAAUUGACAGAAGAAACAAUGAAAUUGUUGCCGUGAAGAAAAUAUAUGAUGCAUUCCGAAAUCAAACAGAUGCUCAGCGGACAUUCAGAGAAAUCAUGUUCCUACAAGAAUUUGGAAAUCACCCAAAUGUUGUAAAGCUUCGCAGUAUACACCGUGCUGUAAAUAAUAAUGAUAUUUACCUAGUUUUUGAGUACAUGGAUGCUGACUUGCAUAGUGUGAUCAGACGAGGUACCAUUUUGAAGGAUAUCCACAAACGCUUCAUCAUGUACCAGUUGCUCAAAGCCACAAAGUAUAUCCAUUCUGGAAAUGUUAUUCAUCGUGACCAGAAACCAUCCAAUAUUCUGCUAAAUUCUGAUUGUAUCUGCAAAAUAGCAGACUUUGGACUAGCACGCUCCGUGGCACAACUGGGAUCCACAUGUAAUGGCUCAGGUGAACAGAUAGCAGAUCCAGCACUCACCGACUAUGUGGCCACUCGUUGGUAUCGGGCUCCUGAAAUACUUAUUGGCUCAAAAUGGUACACUCAGGGAAUUGAUAUGUGGAGCCUAGGGUGUAUUCUUGCAGAAAUGUUCUUAGGGAAGCCUCUAUUUCAAGGCACAUCUACCAUCAAUCAAAUAGAGCUUAUAAUGGCCACCAUACCUCCGCCUACACCAGAAGACAUAAGAAGUAUUUGUUCAAGUUACGGAAGCUCACUUCUGCAGAAAAGACCAGUUGUCCCUCGCCAUUCACUAGAAGAUAUGCUACAUAAUGCACCAUUGGAUGGAAUUGAUCUUGUCUAUAAAUUACUUGUCUUCAAUCCAUAUAAACGACUCACAGCUGCACAAGCACUUCAACACAUUUACGUGCAAAGAUUUCAUUGUGAAGCAAGUGAACCAGUUUUGAGCCAUGUGGUAAUGCCACCUCUUCGAGAUGAUGUUCAGCUAUCAGUUGAUGAGUAUCGCAAUAAGCUGUAUGAACUGAUGUCUGUGGGAACAAAAGCUCAUAUUAAACACAUUAGGGUUAACCAUGGUAACAGGGCACAGAAGUUUUCUGAGCAGGGGCAGAUUCGACAUAUCUAUCAGCCUAGCACUUGGAUACAUGGAGUACAUGAUAAUCAUUCAAAGAAAGGAAGACAUGUGUCUGCUGAGUUGUUAACUGUUCAUUCUGUGCCAGCUCAUUGUACAGUAUCUGUGCCAAUAAGCCAUCUUGUGCCUGCUCAGUCGGAUGUGAAUCUGCAUGGCCAUGUCGCUGUGCCAGUUACACAGGGUAAGAAAUCAAAACUGUUAACUCGUGGACUGCAUCACCAGCCGGUUUUUCUUCCAUAUGCUGCUGAUAUGGUUCAACAAGCAACUGGUGAUUCUUCUAGCCAGCAGCAUGUUGAGCAAUCGAAACUUGUUGGGAAAUGUUCUCAAUCCAAGGCAGAUACAGUACUGCCUCCUCACAGUAGAAGCUGCAAACAGAGACUGAGUCACAAACAAGAGAUGCUUCAGAAUCAAAAGCAAUAUAGUCAUGUUGAAACAAUGUCAUUUAACAGUUUCAGUCACAGUCAUGGUAUUGUGACAGCUUCUGCACUUCUUGAGUUACGUCCAACUGUUCGGUGGUAAGAACAAAUAACGUUUCAGAAUUGUGUAUGUAAGAAUACAGAAUUACAGUGAUAGCCAUUACUAUGCUGUUCAAUAAAUAACUGAUAUUCAUCAUUUGGAACUGGUCUUAUGUUGUCACAAAGGAUAAUACACUGAACAAAAUUUAACUGUCAGAAAGUUUGCCAUGGUAAUGCUAUUUUAAUAUCAAACAUUGUAUGUUCCUCUGUACAGCAAAACAGAUGCAAGACUGUUUUUUCAUUGCCUGGAAUUGAAAAAUACAGUUUAUUGGCUCAAUUAACUUAACACCAGUCGAGUAAUGUUAAAUACUACACUUAUACUUUCUUCAUAGUAACAGAAUUCUCAGACACCAUGGUAAAAUCUAGUCUGAAUAAAACAGUAUUUUAAUAGAAUACACUUUAUAGUAAAGCUUUAGGUAAGUAUUCUAUUUAAAAUAUUUGAUCCAAGAAGUUGGUAAUCUACCUCAAUGUUAAAAUAAUAGUUUCAUAAACUUGUCUUUAUCAGAAGGUACCCAGAAUAUGAUUAUAUCAAUCUUCUUUUGAUAAGGAAAAUGUUAUAUUAUUAAUAUGUAGCUAGUGCUAAAUAUUUGCCUUAGUACUUACAAAGUUAUUGUUUGGUUGUAUACCAUUUGAUAUUACAUAUUUAGGAUGUUAUGAAUUAUUUAUAAAAAUGUGGUAUGUUUGAUUUAUGUUAUGCCAGGUAUCUUGUUUACUAGGUGAUUAGUCUGAAUUGCCCAAAGAUUUUUUAUAGUUUUGCUGUUUUGUUGGUUGACUAAAUGUCAAUUAUAGAAUUAUUUGUCAUUUUAUGUGAUUAUUUUUACAUAAAUUUGUUAGUGCUGUGUAUUUAUAAAAUACACUUUUAUGAAUUAUUUUAAAACACUUUAUUGACAUUGAUUUUUAUAUUUUAUUGCAUUAUUUUUAUUUGAAAUUUUAGUGCUUUUUCUUAAAUAAUAAUUGUGUGAAUUGAAAUUCUUGGGGAACAUUCUAAUUUAUUAGAAAUAUUUCCAAUUGAGAUACAACUGUUUGGAUAAUUGUAUUUGAUUACUCUGAGAACAACUGAAAUUUAUUUUAUGUGUGGAGUUUAAAGAAUAAAAAUACGAAUUGACAAUAACAAUGUGACACUGGAAUGUAACUUUAACAAGGUUACAUUGUGUUCCUAAUGUUUCAGUUCUUUUGUUGAUUUUAUGUGUAGUUUUCAGCCUGAAAUUUAUUUACUUAAAUGCAAGGAUAGGUCAUAACAUUCUGGGAUUGAUUUUUGCUGUUGAUAUGAAAAGUCACAGGCCUGCCUAUUAAUCAUAUUUAUCCCCUUCAUAGUACUCUUUUUAUGACUGGACACAAUAAUUUAGUGGCAUUGCCAGUUGCUAAAACGCUUCUGAUAUUCUUCCAGAUAUUGUUCAAUUUCUACAUUCCACUUUGAACAUUGACAGCACCCUCUUAAAUAUUUUUCCCUUUUGCUUACUUUUCAGUGUUGAAACAAAAAAAGUUAGUAGGUGCUAUAGCCUGUGAAUAGAGUGGGGGAGAGUUAGCUGGAACAUUGUGAUGAUUCAGUGUAUACUGAUAAUGGAUGUCCAUGGUGUGAACCAUCUUCAGUGAAAAUUCUGUCCUUUUUCAUUUGAUUAGUAUGUUCUAGUGCAACUGUCAACUUCUCCAUACAUAGAUUAUAUAGGUUUUAUUCUUGUAGCCAUAAGUUCAAUUUUCAUGCAGAAUUUGGGUCAUGCACCUUGUUUUGUCAUAGUAAUUUCACAGUGUGAAUAUCACUAUGAACCACAUGUACAUGACAGAGUGUUUCCUCACACAGAGCAAUGUCUUUGACCUCCAGGGUAGAGUCAAACAGUUGUUUACAACAUAUGUGGUUUACUGUUCCUUUAGUUUGUGCAGUAGGAUCAGUCCUGGAAUUUUAUGAUCAGCUAUCUUACACAAAAGAGUGCAGUAUAUGUUAAUAGAAAUAUGCAGCGAUCUCAUUGGAGGGUCUUUAUUAAAAAUUAAAUCCAUGGCAUAACAGCUCCAGAGAGCCAAAGCCGACUAGCUGACUGCUGGCCUCACGUUCACAUGCCUAAGCAGAGGUGAAUGAUCAUCCAACCAGAUAUCGGGUGACGUGUGGUCAGCACAACGAACCCCCAGCCAUUGCUAACUUUCAAGGGUCUUUAUUAGGUGCCCUAAAAUUCAGUGAAUGGUAUUUAAAUUAAAUGCUUGGAGUGUAAUUUUAUACACUAUUAAUCAAAGUAAUUCAUGAAGAAUAUAGGAUAUUCUAGCUAUUGUGUAUCAAAAAUAAGGUUGGAUGAAUGCACAAAAGAAAAAAUAUACGGAUUGUAAUUUGCAGUUAUCAUUUCAUGGUAUGAAUAAGGAAAUAUUACAUAUGAAUGAGACAUGUGAAGUUUUUACAUUAUGAAUAAGCAAUGAUAUAUACUUUAUAUUUUACUUCAUGGAAAUCCAUACUUCUAUACUUAAGUGAAAUUAGAUUGUAAUGUUUGAAAUACAAAUUUUUAAAAGUCAGUGUUCUUUGAAUAAAUUAAUUUUGAUUUACUAGUAUAAACAGGUGACAUUCUCAUUAGAAGGGCAAAGAAGAUGUCAUUUAGGAUUAUAUAUAUAAAAUGAGACAGUGAGAAUAUGAUGAUAUGUAUACACAAUAGGUUAAGAUGAUUAUACUUUAUUAUAAGGCUGCAUUGUAUCUUGGUACUGAAAUGGUUAUUCCAUAUUGUAUGUUGCAUGCAUGUGAUAAGUAGAUGGAUGUGUUAUUGAUAACAUUGAUAUUUCUGCUUUGUAGGUUUAUUUUUUCUUUUCCCUUCACAUAAUUUAAAGGAGCAUUAUGACACUGAUACAGGGCUUAUAAAUAAUUGCAUAUCUUGAAUGGAACAAAAAUUGUCUCAUGUGAGUAUGUUUACCAUGUAAUUUCUUCUAUGGAUUAGAGCUUUAUAUGUAAUGUUUUAUAAAGGCCAGUGACUAAUACAAGUAAGUAAAAUGUCUUUGGUAAUUUGUAAAAUUGUAUGUGAAGUUAAUAUGCAUAGUUGUUGUUUAUUGGCUCUACAACCCAGUUGUGGGCUUUUGCCGCCUCGUUUUCGGAGGUUUCUUGGUCUUGAAGUGUGCAUUUAAGAGUAGUGAGUGACCAGCCCACUGUCUGCACAAUUUCUACUCAAUCCUGAGUUGACUGCCAGAGUCAUGUAGCAGUUAGUCAGGAGACUUGGGUGCAAAAUGGCUGCUGAAUUUUGCUUAUGAAACAUCAAUGUGCAUAGUCUAUUUAUUAAAUUGAUUUUCAUCCUUGUUUUGUGAAUUUUUGGCAGUAUUUUGCUCUGAAUUUUGAUAAAGUUAAUAAAACUUCUUGCUUUUAUUUAACUUACA
Zootermopsis nevadensis is the source of this 5250-nucleotide messenger RNA. RefSeq names its product Extracellularly regulated kinase 7 (gene Erk7). Lineage: Eukaryota; Metazoa; Arthropoda; Insecta; Blattodea; Termopsidae. Gene Ontology annotation, molecular function: MAP kinase activity; ATP binding. Gene Ontology annotation, biological process: protein phosphorylation. The record is from RefSeq and is a predicted model, not a curated record.